Messenger RNA from Stylonychia lemnae, 1116 nucleotides. Lineage: Eukaryota; Ciliophora; Spirotrichea; Sporadotrichida; Oxytrichidae. The record is from the annotation of a GenBank genome assembly.
AUGGAUAUUGAUAACUGCUAGUUUUUAAAUGGGAUUUCUAAUUUAGGGGGCGCCUUAUAUAUUUCAGGAGAUAGUAUCAUUAGAAUUUCAAGGUCAUCAUUUAUAAAUAAUCAAGCUAAUUCCAAAGGUGGGGCAAUAUAUACUUCUGGCUUCUAAAGUAUCUAUAUAGGAGAAGGAACAUAAUUUAUAGAUAACUCAGCAGUUGAAAUUGGAGAAGAUUUCUACAUCACAAACUCCAAAAAUAUUUUGACAUUAAAUAAUAACUGCACUGCUCAAAUUGGUGGAGCAAUUUAUUCUGAAAAUGCACAAUCAGUUAAGAUUAUUAAUUCUACGUUUUCUCAAAAUAAGGCUUUAAUUGGACAAAAUAGUCUCCAUAAAAUAGCAAAUUAAGGGGCAGGAGGAGCAAUAUACUAUACAUGCAACAGCUAAGAGCUAAAUUGCAAAAUGAAAUUUGAAGGCUUCAAUAUCUUUAAGGACAAUUUGGCUGAAGUAAAAGGUGGAGCUCUAUUUUGGGACUAACUUGAGCCAGAAUUCAGUAGAAAUGACAUGUUUUUCUCGAAUAACAUAGCUUAGCUAUAUGGAAAUGAUAUAGCUUGCUAUUCAUAGAAUUUAUAAACUAUUAGCCUGUAGGAAUAUUAAAAUCAAUUGAUUGAAAUUGGAUUGUACUCCAAUUAAGAUUUUCAGUCUAGAAUUUUGGAAUUUUAAAAUAAAGUCAUUUCUCAUAGAUUCCUUGAAGAAAUUAAUUUUCAUAGAAGCGGGGACAAAAUACCUAUUAUGUUUUUAGCUCUGAUAGACAAAUAUGGGCAAAUUGUUGGCUCUGACUUUUAAAGCAAAAUUAGAAUAAUUAUUGAGACAACUAAUUUGGAUGAAUAACAGAGUUUAUAUUAUCCAAUCCUUGAAGGUAUUAUAACUUAUGAUAUGAUAGGGGGUGUUUCAGUUAUACAGAACAUAUAGAUAUCGGUUAAAAAUAACCAGGCAGUUGUCAAGUCUGUCCAACUGAAAAAGCAAUAUGUUAUGGAGGAUCUAAAAUUGGGCCUCUACCAGGAUUUUGGAGAAGUAGCAAUAAAUCUGUAAAUUUCUUGUUAUGUUUAUUUGAAUACGCCUGCUUGGGAAUGA